Molecule: messenger RNA, 7032 nt
Organism: Cyprinus carpio (common carp)
Lineage: Eukaryota; Metazoa; Chordata; Actinopteri; Cypriniformes; Cyprinidae
Product: zinc finger protein 536-like
Exons: 7
Coding region: 625-4851 (1408 amino acids)
Biological process (GO): regulation of DNA-templated transcription
Cellular component (GO): nucleus
Molecular function (GO): RNA polymerase II cis-regulatory region sequence-specific DNA binding; DNA-binding transcription factor activity, RNA polymerase II-specific
Source: RefSeq, a predicted model, not a curated record
AAGUACCUUUUCAGAGGACCCUCUCCCACGUCUCUGAGCGCGUCUCGCCCGCUGUCUGGACCCCUUUCCUCUUUCUGUGAUGAAGAGGGAGGUUGUUGGUUAGGCUGCGCGCCCCGCUGAGUGGCAGUUUCAUCUCAUAUUUACAAACUGAUAAGCUUUCUCGUGCAUUUGUUUUAAAUAUGCGCUCCUGUGUUAGCAUAUAACAGCGCGAAAAAAGCGCUUCCCGUCUUGGCCGGUUUCUGUUUGUGUGCACGUGUGAGUGUGUGUGUGUGAUUGUGUGCAACAUAACCGGCUUAUUUACAUUAAAUACGCCACAAGGUUACAGUGCAGAUGAGCGUCAUUUUAUCACUCAUUACUUCUCUCUUAUACUGACUGAUGCUCGCGCUCUCCAUUCAUCUCACUGGACUUUUUCUCGAGGAUACAAGACUUCAGAUACUUUCCCCAAAAGCUGACAGUGUGUCCCGGUCCUUGGUAUCUCACAGAGUAAAGACUCAUCGCCGCUGUCAUCGCUUGUUGCCGUACAGACUCAGUGGUGGGGUGAGUCACGGACUCUUCAACCUGACGGGCCCCGGACCAGUAUGCAGUUAGAGUGAUCAGCUUCCUGAUACAAGUGCAUGUAAAGUUAUGAAGGACGGCCUGCAGGUCCCUCCUCCCUUGACUCCUUGGGAAUGCAACACCCUCCUCAGGAUGGAGGACUCUAGUUUGUGCCUUGGUGUAUCCUCGGUGGUCCCGGAUGCUGACUCCCAUCUCAGCAAUGCAGUACUUAAUGGCCGCUACCCAAUCAGUCAGAAACUUCAUCAGCUGACUGCUCAGCUGGGUCAUGCCUUUCCUGAACUACAGAGUCGCCAACAGAUCCCAGAUGAAAAGGCAGCCACCCCGUUGGAUGAGAAAACCCACGCUGCCUUAGCUAGUCAGCCAAUCAGUAGUCAGAUGGCCUUACUGGCCAACCAGCUUAACCGUGACAUGGAUGUGGGUGCCCUGAGUGGUCUCAAUGGCCGUGUUGAUUUGCAACAAUUUCUCAAUGGGCAGAACUUGGGAAUCAUGUCCCAGAUGAAUGAAAUAGAAGAUGAUGCCCGUAAGAACCGCAAAUACCCCUGUCCACUAUGUGGCAAGCGCUUCCGCUUUAACAGCAUUCUGUCACUUCAUAUGCGUACACACACUGGAGAGAAGCCCUUCAAAUGCCCCUAUUGUGACCAUCGAGCUGCUCAAAAGGGUAACUUGAAGAUCCACCUUCGCACCCAUAAGCUGGGAAAUCUUGGUAAGGGCCGUGGUCGUGUACGUGAGGAAAACAGACUGCUUCAUGAACUUGAAGAGAGGGCCAUUCUACGUGAUAAGCAAAUGAGGAGCAGCUUGCUGCAACCCUCUCAACCUCUUCCAGCCCACUUGGGUAUUCAGAGUCACAACCAGCAACAGCCUGGCUCUGCCUGUGGCCUGCUCACUCCAACUAGCAUCGGCAGCUCACCUGAUGGACUGAGCCAGCCGUCUGCCUCACCUAAGCCCGCAGGUGCCAACCUGCAAGAUGAGCAAGCCCUCAAUCCAGCUCAAGGAUUUCGGUGCACUUUUUGCAAGGGUAAAUUUAAGAAGCGCGAGGAGCUAGAGCGCCACAUUCGCAUUCUCCACAAACCCUAUAAGUGUACCCUUUGUGAAUUCGCUGCUUCCCAAGAGGAGGACCUCAUCUCCCAUGUGGAGAAAACCCACAUCACAGCUGAAUCAGCACAGGGACAAGGCACAGGAGCUGGCAAUGGAGAGAAGCCCAACAAUGAAUUUCGAUGUGAGGUUUGUGGCCAGGUCUUCAGUCAAGCUUGGUUUCUGAAAGGCCACAUGCGGAAACACAAGGACUCCUUUGAGCAUUGCUGCCAGAUCUGUGGGCGCCGUUUCAAGGAGCCCUGGUUCCUUAAGAAUCACAUGAAGGUGCAUCUAAACAAGCUGGCCAUCAAGAGCAAGCCACCUAUAGGUGGAGGAGCUGAUGAAGAUGGACCCUCUGUGAACAGCAUGAGCAGCCUUGCACAAGAAGCCCACGCCAAUCUGUAUUCACGUUACAUUUCUUGUCUACAAAGUGGUUUCCUCACACCCGACAAGCAAGGCCUGGCUGAACAGCAGCACCAGAUGCUGGCCAAGGCUGGUAUAGCUAUGAAGGAGAAGGAGAUGCUUGGAAAGCUCCUAAACCCAAUGGCCAACAUGGGCCACAGCUUAGGGGAAAAUGAAAAGCGCUCACUCUUGGGUUGCCUGAACCUGGUACCCCCUCUGAAGUCAAGCUGUAUGGAGCGCUUGCAAGCCGCAGCAAAGGUGGCGGAGAUGGACCCCCUAAACAGCUAUCAAGCCUGGCAAAUUAUGGCUCGUGGAAUGGCUAUGGAACGCUCCUUCAUGCCAAAAGAUCAGCACCAUGGAGGGCAUGGACAAGAAGAUGAACUUACCAGUGCAGCUGGGAUUGUUCACUUUGGGAAAGACAAGCUUGAGCACCCAACCUUAGGCUCUAAUGAUGGUUCCAAGCAGAAGCAACACCCUGAUGUCCUUCAUGGAGUGAAGACAAGUGGAGGCAUGAUGCCCUUGAAAGAUGAGGGUGUAAGCUUUGAUAGUCACCGUGAGUUCUUACCUCAUCAUGGGGGUCUGGGCCUGGGCCAAGGGCUUGAGUACAGCCUGGCUGGCUUGAAAGAGAAAGCAACUGAGUGUCCCGACUGUGGCAGAGUUUUUAGAACCUACCACCAGCUGGUGGUCCACUCCCGGGUACACAGCAAGGAUCGUCGAACCCUAGAGGACAGCUCCCAGCAUGGUCUGGACGAAAGGCGUGGCUCAGCUAGUGACCCUGAAUCUCAGUCCAUCAGCCGAUCCACCACCCCAGGCUCCUCCAAUGUGACAGAGGAAAGCGGUGCUGGAGGCGGACACUCCCAAACGGGCAGUGUGCAGGAUGACAGUCCCCACCCUUCUUCUCCUUCUUCAGAUGUCGGGGAAGAGAUGGCGAAACCUGUGAGUGCUGUCCAGCCCCCCACUACUCAGCACCGGGAACGGAGUGUGGGCUCAAGCAUGAAGGACUGCCCCUACUGUGGCAAAUCGUUCCGUACCUCCCACCAUCUGAAGGUCCAUCUAAGAAUACAUACAGGUGAAAAGCCCUACAGGUGCCCUCAUUGUGACUAUGCAGGCACUCAAUCAGCUUCUCUGAAGUACCACCUGGAGCGCCAUCACCGUGAGCGACAGAAUGGAAGUGGCCCCUCAGCCAACCACCCUCCAUCUUCUGAACACAAGGAUGACCAUACCAAGAACAGCAGUAGCAGUGGGGUCUUUGCUCGACCCGAUGUCCUUCGCGGGGUCUUCAAAGGGGUGAUGCCUUCUGGUCUUGACUUCAGAGGGGGUCAAAUGCUCCCACAACAGUGGAUACCACCAGGGAUGCUCUCACCCAGAGACAGAGACCGUGAAAAGGAACGUGAUCGCCACGGACCAGGGUCAGAGGCCACGACAGAGAGCAUGAAGAGUCCUGAGGGGCCAGCCUCUGCAGCGGACAGUCCUGCCAGCUUCUCUGACCUGGGCCGAGCCUACCAGAGUAUGGUGGGAAAUGGAGUCAACUUCCAGGGCUCCCUGCAGGCUUUCAUGGACAACUUUGUCCUCAACUCCAUGAAGAAAGAAAAAGAGAUGAGAGAGAGACAGCUGCAUGGUCAGCACUUUAGCCAGGAGAGUGCCGAGGCCAAGACCAAAAGAGCCAAUGAGGCCAACCAGGAAGAGAAUCCCACCAGUGAUGUCAAGCCAGCUGUAGGUGGCCGCUCCCAGUAUGAGCCUCUGGAUUUGUCUGUUAGACCUGAAGCAGGGUCCCUCCCUGGGGCUUCCAUCACUAUCCAGGACAAUGUCGCCUGGCAUGGCUGCCUCUUCUGCUCCUUCACAACUGCCUCUGUGGAGCUGAUGGCCCUCCACUUGCAAGCCAACCACCUAGGUAAAGGCAAGUGUGGCCCAGGAAAAGAUAUUAAGGAGCACCUCCUGGGAGAGACUUCCCAUGCAGGAAAAGCUACUGGAUUGGCUCCUCCACCACCAGGCCUUCUUCAUCACCAUGAGGGAGCCCCGUCCAGGGAGAGAGAGACUGAGUUGGGGGAUUUGAAGGGACAAGCAGGCUGGUCCAACCAUCUGGAGCAGCCCCAGCAUGGAGUCCCCAUGGGCACAUUCUCCAGUGAAUUCUACAAGCCCUUUGGUCCUGUGUAUGAUGGCUCUGCUAGAGGGCCUGUUGGAUUCCUAGACCAGCAUGAAAUUCAGCCCAAUGAUAUGGGUGGUCAGGGCCCUCUGGAUGACCUAUCCGACAAGGCGUCCUGCAGCGAAAUAGAGGCAUCUGAAGAACAUGGUGGCCAGUCUGAGGAAGAUGAAGUAAGUCGUGACAAAUCAUUGCCGAACCUCACUGCUACAGAGAGGCAUAUGCAUUCAGAUGAUGAUGAGGAGGCAGAUGAAGAAGAAGAGAUGGAGAUGGGUGAUGCUGAGGAGGAGGACCGUGGAUCCAUGCAAAUGCAUCCUGAAUCUCCAUUGUCAGGGAAGGACAUCCAAAGAUGCAAGCUGACUAUGGGCCCCCAAAGCUCUGGCCUUUCUCCUCCCCAGCCUCCCACUCCUGAGAAGCAGUGGCACCAGCAGCAGACAGGCCUUGGUCUUCUCACCCCAAGCGGUGGUCCUCCUGGCCUGGUAAAGCCUGAUCAGGCCCACCUGGAGCAUCAGAUGAACAUGCUAUCUGUCCUACGGGCCUACAGUUCAGAGAACCUCGCAGCCUUCAAUGGAGGCAUUGGCGGCAGCUCCAAUGGAGGAGGCAGUGGCACCAGCAGCAUGAAAAGAAAUGACCCCUCUGGUGAGUAUGACAACAUAAACCCCUGUUUUUGUGUCACAAAUUAAUGAACAGUGACUUUCAACAUGACAUACACACUCUCUGACAAGCAAACACAUGGCAUACACUGCCUUAUGAGCAACACAUCAUCACUACAGCAUCUACUAUUUCUUAUUUGUGAACCAAUUACACAUUGAGAAAUUUGUUCAAUGUUUCUCUCAUUGGUCAGAAAUGCACCAAUACAGAAACUCUCUAAAGGAGCAAGAUUUGCUUUUGAGUGAUUUCAACCUUAUUUCGGGCAAGUUUAGAGACCAUCAGGAUGACAAAGUAACAUAUUAAUCUUUAUUAUAUUGUCAUUUUACAAGAGCUCCAGUCCCACCCUCACUCCUUCCCUUCUCAUUCUGGGAAUAAGGGUGUCUGCUUUGGAACAGACCAGGAGCUGAUGGCCCCUGUGUCAUCUCUAGCUCACAGAACUUAACUAUCUUAGCUUUCAUAAAGGCCUCUUCCAAAAGCCCAUUACUUUAUAAGAACCCGGGAUCUAUGGCCUUGUGAAAAAUGAUCUGUCAGCUUUCAUGAUUCUGCUAAGGUUACUGGUGCUCAUUGAGACUACUGUGUUUCACACUGCCCUUUCUGAAAAUUUGGUAAUAAAAAGAAUAAGAGAGUAACUGUGAAUAAAAAAAGAGACUAAAUUCCUAAGAACUGAAUUUGUAAUUUGGUUUGGGCAGCUGUACUAGAAAGUAAGUGGGUGCCACAGCCUUUAGAUGUCCUUUUUAAGGGUAUUUCUUACAGUUGAGAAAUCACUUUUGCCUAAGUAAAACAGUCAGGUAAUAAAACAUAUGUAUCCUCCAUUUUCCUUUUGUUCCUAAUAUAUUAUUCAUUAAGGAGAUGACUAAUUUUCAAUUCUGGAUUUGAGACAGACAUUCUUAGUUUGGUGCUUUACAUUGAUGUUAUUACUUGUACUCUGCAAACACAGAGGAGCAAGGCAGACAUUAUUUUUUGCUCCCAGUAAAACAAUCUUACUGCAAAUAGGUGUAGGAUUAAACAGGGUGGUUUAAACUAGUAUUGCAGGUAUUUUUAAGAGACAUGUUUUAUUAAGCUGCUAGAUUCUCACAAAUCUUAAUACUUAUUGUCCCUUUCAUUUGUAACUAUCAAAUUGUUGCUUCAGUUCAGUUUAUUUAUGUUGUGUAUUUUGCUUGAUUAGUAACCACAAAUUUAUCAACAGUGAUUUGCAUGACAACAAUUCUGUAUAGGCAUCAGUUAGUUAUUUUAGUAGUAGUUAUUUUAUUUAAGUAGUUAUUUCAUUAUAAGCUGUCUAUAGGUAGUCUGCUACUUCUGGUAUUUUUUUAGUCCAGGGACAUUUGAAUAUCUGUUUCACCAUAAUGUUGACCGCAAGUGAGUCAACAUCUAACACUCACGUCAGCUGAACGAGUCGACAAUGUGAGUCAGUUAUCUGGAGAAAAAAAAAAAAAAAAAAAAACUGGCUAAAUUUCUAGUCAUAACCCUAGAAAACCAUGAAAAGUCAAAUGAACAAACAUUUGUGCAACUGUGUUAGAGAGAAUUAAGCAUCUUUCCACCGUGGUGAUAGUUAAAGUUACAAAAGAAAAGAAACACCAUAGUCUGUUUUUACACCAUCUUUCUAACAAGGGAAACAAUAAAUACAAUGGAGAGAAAAGUAAAGUCUCAAGACUGCUAUGUGUUUCACUUUCCCUCUUCAAAACAGUUUACAUUAACAAUAAAUGGUGCUUUUGACCUUUCAGUUAUGGAAAAAUAUGUCUGUCAUGGAGGAACCUGUUGCAUUUUUAAUAUUUAGAGGAGGUCAUUCACUUGGAUGAAAAUGAAUGAUAGUUUUUGUCCUCAUAGUGAAUGUAUCAUAUUGUAAUAUCCUUCUUUAAUCAAAGACAUUUAAAAAGUGCCCUUAUGAUGUCCUUCUCUCCUGCUGCUGUGAAGAGGGACUGACCUUUAGAGAUAAGGCUUUGUCUAGAGAACAAAAGUUUUUUGUUUGGCAUUUUUAAAGCAUGACUCCGUCAGUUUGUCGCUGGUGGACGCUGAUGGGCAGCCGAGUGCCACUGUAUCUGACUGUGUGGGUAUGUUUGAGUAAUACAUACAGUAAAACCAUUGAAGGACCACAAGGAGAAUUCAACAGGCAGUUUAUUCUUCCUUUUUCUGAAAUGAAUGUGUUAGUAUUACCGCUGAACCUGUUCUCCAUACUUGCGUUUAUGUAUGUGUGUGCAUGAGAGAUGAUUUUGACA